Messenger RNA from Entrophospora candida, 204 nucleotides. NCBI's taxonomy places the organism in Eukaryota, Fungi, Glomeromycota, Glomeromycetes, Entrophosporales, Entrophosporaceae. The record is from the annotation of a GenBank genome assembly.
GCCUCAUAGAGAUCAGUAAAGAUGCUAUGAACGUAUUUGUAGAAGAAUUAAACCUUGGAAUAGAGCAAUUACAGCGGGGUGCAAUUGAAAAGUCUAGUGAUCCAAUUACUGAUUUCUCAAAUUUUGGACCUUGCAUUGAUGCGCGUGCUCCUGGUAAAGAUAUUCCUUCAUUUUUCCUUGGCCUCGUACAAUGUGAAUUAUCUG